This is a messenger RNA of Glycine soja, 1172 nucleotides long. Its product is annotated as NAC domain-containing protein 90-like. Gene Ontology annotation, biological process: regulation of DNA-templated transcription. Bases 86 to 826 code for a protein of 246 amino acids. Lineage: Eukaryota; Viridiplantae; Streptophyta; Magnoliopsida; Fabales; Fabaceae. The record is from RefSeq and is a predicted model, not a curated record. The transcript is spliced from 3 exons. Gene Ontology annotation, molecular function: DNA binding.
AAUGCAAAAAAGUAAAUUAAAAAAAAACAUAAAUACUACGAGUCCUAGUUCCAUAUAAUAGUUUCAUAUAACAAACAUUAUUAUUAUGGAAGAUCAUCCACCUGGGUUUCGUUUCUUCCCAACAGAAGAAGAGCUUGUUGGCUUCUACCUACACAACAAGCUAGAAGGCCAAAGAAAUGCCAUAGCCAUAGACAGAGUUAUCCCAGUUAUUGACUUCAAUGGCGUUGAGCCUUGGAACCUUCCAACAUUUGCUGGGGAGCUUUGUCGUGGAGACACGGAGCAAUGGUUUUUCUUUUCGCCCGGUCAAGAGAGGGAAGCCAGGGGAGGGAGACCCAGCAGAACCACAGCUUGUGGGUAUUGGAAAGCAACAGGUUCUCCUGGCUAUGUUUACUCUUCUGAUAACAAAGUCAUUGGAGUGAAGAAAUCCAUGGUGUUCUACAAAGGGAAGGCCCCUAUGGGAAGAAAAACCAAAUGGAAGAUGAAUGAGUACAGAGCUAUUCAUAUCCCUAACCAAUCCACCCCUCAGUUGAGAUGGGAAUUCAGCUUGUGUCGAGUGUAUGUCAUAUCGGGGAGCUUUCGAGCAUUUGAUCGACGACCAUUAGAGAAAGAUGGAUCAGAAUCACGUGCAAAAGUGGAUGGAUUGUGUUCUUCUGAAAUUUCACACUUCGAGGGACUCCAUGGCUCACACUCUCAGAUGCUAGAAGUUAGAGAAUCAAGUAGCACAAAUUGGGAUGUGAAUAAUAAUAAUAAUGAUAAAAGUAAUAAUGAGGUCCAACUCCAAGAACCGUUGUGGGAAUUGGAAUGGGAACAAUUUAAUUGGCUCUAACUCAAAGGCACAUGCUGAGACCUUAAAGAAAGAAAGACCCCCUUGGGAAUGACUCAUUAAAAUAUGACAUCAACCAUGACUCUAUGUAUACAUACAUAGUUAUAGAUACGAUAUUUGUUAAUUUACUUACUCCAAUUGGAUUAAGGAAAGUUAGCGUAGAAAAUCUGUCAUAUUAAGAAGGAUUUUGUUAUUUAACCUCAAUUAGUUUGCUGAUACCUUGUACGUAGACGACACUUCCCUAUAUUUUUAUUCAAUUUGAAUACCAUCAAGUCCAUCUCUUUUCCACUUCCACCACACCAACCAUUGAAAAUUAUGUCAAAUAAACUGAUAAUAAAUUAUAUGUCAA